GAGUCAAAGACAAUGUUCAUUGCUCAGGCCUCGGUCCCAGGUCGGCCAUGGCAAUGUGUGCGUGUGCUCGCUACGGUCGACGGCACACUACUGCGCCGCACGACAUCGAUUCGCGGCUCAAGCGAUCGCCUCAUUCAGUCACCAGUGCGCAGCACCACGGGAAACAAGUGUUUCAAGUUAUACGCGUUUUUUUUAUUUUUAAGUUUUUUUAUGCAACCCUGAGAGAAAGAAAACUAGUUUUAAAACGGACACGAAUUCUGUCUAACUUAGCUAACCAUUGAAAUAGUGCUACGGGAGCUCCGCGCUCGUUCUAGCUAGGUUUGUGUGUUGAGUAAUAUUCUGUGUUAGUUGCAGUGCUUGUGCUUUUGAUAGAAACGGACGAUUUCGUUGUGAACGUGUUCCAAUUUGGGAAUUCACCACGAGCGGGCUCAAAGAGAUUUACAGUCAAGUGGACAGCGGCGGAGGUGGCUCGGCCGAAGUGAUGGUGUACUCUCUCGGCUGGGGCAUGGGCGAGCCGGAGCGGCGUGCCGUGGAUCGCAAGCGCGCCCAGCCGCCCUCCGCCACGCACACGCUCUCCCCAGACGAAGGUCAUGAGGUCGAUGUCUUACCCUUACAUAAUCAGGUGGGCGGUCACACGAGGCUGUUGGUGCUCAACGACAGCACGGUUAUCAAGCCCCUCAACAUCCGCGAGCUGCAUUUCUACCAGAACAUUCCCGAAGAUAUACAGAACUUCGUGCCUCGGUACAAAGGAGUGAUGCAGGCUUCUAACACUGGUGAACAGAAAUUGGACAAACGCUACUCGCCAUGUUUCCGCGACGAGAACGGGCGCAAGCAGUCCCUGGGCGGCAAGCGCAAGCGAGACGACGUAUUCAAAUUUAAAGUUCAUCGGAACGGCAAUGCCAGUGAAGUUCUAAAGAGCAUUGCCCACAUGGACAAUUCUAACAAACAAUAUUUCCUGAUGAUGGAGAACAUAACAUCAUCGUACCGUCGGCCGUGCGUGCUGGACCUGAAGAUGGGCACGCGGCAGCACGGAGACGACGCCUCUGCGGAGAAGCGCACCAAGCAGAUCGCCAAAUGCGCGGCCAGCACGUCCGCCACGCUCGGUGUACGUCUCUGCGGCAUGCAGGUGUGGAUGUCAGGCACGGGGGCGUGCGUGCGGCGCGACAAGUACUGGGGGCGCGCGCUGACGGAGGCGGGGCUGCGCGACGCAUUGCGCGACUUCUUCGCAGCGGGCGGCGGACUGCGUGCGCGCGUCGUGCGCCGCGUGCUGCGCGACCUCGACGCCCUGCGGCGCGCCGUCGCCAAGCAGACUAGCUACAGAUUCUACUCAUGCUCCCUUUUAAUAGUAUACGAGGGUGACGUUGCGAAUCUGUCGACGGACGAGAGCGGCACCUCCGAGUACGACCCGGACGCGUCGAGCAGCUCCGCCGAGCUGGUGCCCUCACCCGCACCCUCGCCCUCCCCGGCGCCCUCGCCAGGACAUUUCGACAUGUCCACGCUCACCGACGAGAUGCCCUCGCCCAGGGAACCCUUCACGCACUCGGAGGAGACUAUGGGAGGGUACGAGGAGGGCGAGGUGUCGCACUCGCUGCGCCCACACCCGCCCAGCCCCGACUCCGCGGACAGCUGGAUGGCGUACUCGAGCAGCGAGUCGUGGCGCGGCGAGGAGCCUGAAGAAGAGACCAACAAGCGACCGCGCACCCGCGACCCGUGGAGCGAGCCGCCGCCCACCGAGCGCGUCGACAUCCGCAUGAUAGACUUCGCGCACACCGCGUACGCCGGCGCCGCAGCCGAGUCGCCGCUCGCCACCGCCUUCCCGCACCACGGCCCCGACUGCGGCUUCCUCACCGGCGUCGACAGCCUGAAGCGUCUGCUCACCGAGAUCCUGCUGCCCUACAGUUAGAGCCGGCGCCCGCCCGCGCGACGCCAACACGAGCCGGGGCCGCGCCGGCGGACCACUGCCACCUCGGAAGUGUAAAUUCUUCUUUGGAUGACGUCACGCUCGCCUCCUCGCCUCGUCGCUGGACUUCGCGAGGACAGAGUUUGAAGUGAUUGCAUCCGGUGCGGGGUCGUGUGCCUUUGUAUGCAGCCAUUCUACAACACACGUAGAUGUUCGCCGGACGAGGCCGCGGGCCCGGCGACUUCGGCACGUUUCAAACUCUCAAAGUAUUUACGGUUUGCCUUACACGGCGAACGUUAUUGACUCGGAAUUAAAAAAAAAACUAUUUUCUUCAAAAAAACUUUUGGAACCGUUCGACUGAUAUAUGAAAUAAAAAUAGUGAAAUUAUAAAAUGACUAUGUGUUUACAUAAAAAGGACUCUCCAGGGUAAUUUCGCUGUGCACCACUCAUCCGUACCUCGUGCUUUCUAGAGAUAAUUGUGUUUAUUCUUUUUAUGUAAUUACAUGGUAGUUAUCGCACAUAGUGAAUGUUGGCGGUAAAUUGUAAAUUGUUAAUUUUAUAUUAACAUUAUUAUAAUUUAAUGUGGGACCCAGUAGGUAUUUUUAACACGUUGUAUUUUUAAGUAUUAUUUUAAGUUAUUCCAGAUUCAGGCGUUAUUUAUAUUUGACUUGGGUUCAACCUGUCUAGUUCUCCCUUAAGGGAGGUAUUAUACAUUUGUAAAUUGUAACAAAAUAAGUAGACAUUCCUUGAUGCUGUUAUAGAUACUGUAGCGAAGUAAUGUAGUUGUCUCCUUUACCACCCGCACCUGUCUACUCCACCUUUCCUACCACCUUUUGCAUUUAACUCGUUUUUAAUGUAACCAUAAUCACUGUUUGUUUAUAUGUUUGUGUAAAAUUAUAACCUCCUUCAUUAUUUCUCAGCUCAGUCAAUGAAGCCAAAGUAAUAUUAGAAUAUAGAUUGGAUUUUCUACGUGAACUUGUUUUUAAUAAUAUAGAUUAUUGUUUGAGUGUCUAACUCUCUAGAUCAUUGUUUGUGAACAAAUGUAAAUAGCUCUAUGUGUGUCUGUAAUAAAAUGUUUAUAGUAUUGUUUAUUUGGUUUUGUAAAAUCGGAAAUGUGCAGUUAGUGUUUCCAAAAGAUACAAGAUGGCGCUCACCGAUGUAUAUUAAAAAUAUUUACGAAGAUUUGUUAGUUUGUGUACUGGAACGAUUGAUUGAUUCAAAUGUAACAAAUAAUCUGUAAAAAAA
Papilio xuthus (Asian swallowtail) is the source of this 3145-nucleotide messenger RNA. It is a transcript of the gene Ip6k, whose product is annotated as Inositol hexakisphosphate kinase. Bases 482 to 1903 code for a protein of 473 amino acids. NCBI's taxonomy places the organism in Eukaryota, Metazoa, Arthropoda, Insecta, Lepidoptera, Papilionidae. Gene Ontology annotation, biological process: inositol phosphate biosynthetic process; phosphatidylinositol phosphate biosynthetic process. Gene Ontology annotation, cellular component: cytoplasm; nucleus. The record is from RefSeq and is a predicted model, not a curated record. Gene Ontology annotation, molecular function: inositol hexakisphosphate kinase activity. The transcript has 8 exons.